GAUUUUUCAAGUGGUUGGCUUUUCAACUUCAAAGUCCACCACUUGUUCUGUUCCAAGUCUUCCUACUUCAAUAAUUUACAUGGUCACUCAGAUACAACUCCAUGGCCUAAACACUUGCAAAAUUCAGCAACUCCAUCAAAUUUUCAUGGAAAAUCUUCGUAUCCGUAAAACCCCUUUCCCUCUAUUUUCUGUGAUUGUUUUUCUCCUCCAUCUCUCAUCCCUUCACUUUCCCUCGUUGGCUUAUGAGCCCCCUGAUAAGUACUUCAUCAACUGUGGGUCAAAUGCUAAUGCCACCCUCAAUAACCAUGUCUUCACUGCAGAUCGUUUCUUCCCGAAGGCGAGCAGGAGUAUCAACGGCGGCAACCAGUCGAAUCUUUACCUUACAGCAAGAAUUUUCAGGCAAGAAUCCUACUAUAGGUUCGACAUCACUGAAAAGGGUACUUAUUUUGUACGUCUGCAUUUCUUGGCUUUCGCCUCUUCCUCAAGUAAUCUCUCCGCUGCUCUUUUUGAUGUUUCGGCUUUUCCUAAUAUUUCGAAUCCCGGAUUCAUGCUGUUGAAGAAUUUCACUGCUAAGAAUAGUAAUAGCAAUUCUACGAUAAAGGAGUUCUUUCUGGGCAUUGUUCCUGGCUCAUUUAGGAUAUACUUUACGCCUCGUGGAUCCUCUUUUGCAUUUGUAAAUGCCAUUGAAGUCUUCCGUGCCCCCGCAAAUUUCAGCCCUAAGAAUUACACAAGUAGUUCCCCUUUAGUUCUACGUACAAUUUACAGGGUGAAUGUUGGAGGUCAAGAACUCCGACCAGAUAAGGACAAACUAUGGCGAAACUGGGAUCCUGAUGAUCUUUAUCUGAAGAAUUCAAACUCGGCAGAGGAAGCCGUAUCUUCACAGAUGCCUGACUACAAGGAUUAUGAAAAGGAUGAUUUUGUUGCUGCUGCUAAUGAUUCUAUUGCCCCAGUUUCAGUUUACGACACUGCCAAGGUAAUGGACAAUAGUAGUACCAGCCCGUCCACUUUGUUCAACAUAACCUGGUCGUUUAAUGUGCGCAGGAACGCUAAACAUCUCGUCCGGGCACACUUUUGUGACCUUGUUGGCCAAACUGCUGACAUUGUUUUUAACUUGUAUUCAAAUGGAAACUUCACUAAGAGGGUCGGUGGACCCAAUUCCAUGUAUGGCAACCUAUUGCCUUACUACUAUGAUUUUGUGGUGGAGUCUAAGGAGUCUGAACUCAUUAACAUCAGCAUAGGUCCUAACGCAGAACAAACUAACACUAACAACUCCUUUCUAAAUGGACUGGAAAUGUUGGAAAUAACGGAGGAAUCAGCACCAAUUCCAAAUAUGAAAGAGCCCAAGAGCAUAAAUGUCACUGUUGUGGUUGGUUCGGUUCUUGGAGGUCUGACCCUUAUCUGCAUUUUGGUUGUCGGGUUCUUGUUCGGUUUGAAAUACAGAAAGGCAAAGCAUGUUGAAACUUCGGAAUGGUCACCAAUGCCUGCAUUUGGAGGAGGGAGUACCCACAGCAGGUUCACCGAGGGAACGAUUACUGGCUCCCCUAUGACUUAUCUAAAUCUUGGGUUGAAGAUAUCUUUUGUUCAACUUCAGCAAGCAACAAACAACUUCGACACAAAAUUUCUGAUAGGCGAGGGUGGCUUUGGGAACGUCUAUAGAGGAACUCUAUCAGAUGGCAGAAUUGUAGCUGUCAAGCGAGGUAAGCAACAUGAACAUAGUUCAGGUCAAGGGCUUCCAGAGUUUGAAACAGAGAUAAUGGUUUUGUCCAGGAUUCGUCAUCGCCAUCUUGUCUCCUUAAUUGGGUACUGUGAUGAAAGGUCUGAGAUGAUAUUGGUCUACGAGUUCAUGGAAAAAGGGACCUUGAGAGAACAUUUAUAUGAAUCAAAUUUGCCUCGCUUGCCAUGGAAGCAAAGACUUGAAAUAUGCAUUGGUGCAGCAAGGGGUCUUCAUUACCUCCACAAAGGUGCAGCCGGAGGCAUCAUUCACCGCGAUGUUAAGUCCACCAACAUCUUGUUGGAUGCAAAAUGUGUUGCCAAAGUUGCUGAUUUUGGCCUUUCAAGAUCUGGUCCGCUUGACGAAACCCAUGUCAGCACAAAUGUCAAGGGCACUUUUGGUUACCUAGAUCCUGAGUACAUAAUGACUCAACAGUUGACAGAAAAAUCGGAUGUUUACUCCUUCGGCGUUGUUCUCCUUGAGGUGUUAUGUGCAAGACCUGCUCUGGAUAGGAAUCUACCAAGAGAGCAAAUAAAUUUAGCGGAAUGGGGAAUGAAUUGCAAGAAGAAUGGAUUGCUUGAACAGAUUGUUGAUUCUUCACUCAAGGGUCAGAUUGAUCCUGGCUCGCUAAGAAAAUUUAGCGAGACAGCAGAGAAAUGCUUGCAAGAAGAUGCUUAUGAUAGGCCUACAAUGGGUGAUGUACUGUGGGACUUGGAGUAUGCGUUACAGCUCCAACAAACCCCAAAACAUAGAGAGCUCUACGAGGACAGCACGAUCAAUGCUUCAUCAGAAUUUGUAUUGCCAAAUAUUCAACGUUUUCCUUCCCAUGGCUCUACAGUUAACCAAGAUGAUAUGACCUUUUCCGGGGUGGAUGAAUCGGACACGGCAGCAAUGCAGUAUUCUCACAACUGAAGAUUGGUGUGCAGUUUGUGAGGGCAGGAAGUCACACCGGAUACUCACAGAAUAUGGAGAAACUGGGACAAUGUGUCUAGCAUACCUACCGAUGUCAAAGAAGUGAACCCGGACAAGGUGUCUAGCAUUCCCACUGACAUUAAAAGACCAAGUUAACCUGAUGAGUCUGAACUCAUUAACGUCAGUGUAUGUGCUACGACAGAGUCUAUAAUAGAACAGCCUAUCAAAAUGGACUGAAAAUGUUGGAAAUAAUGGAGGGAAUAUCAAAUGUCAAAGAGUACAGAUGUUGCUGGUGUGGUUGGAAAUAAUGGAGGGUUCAAUUGUGGUUGGUUUAGUGAGACGGUUGAGAAAUGUCUGCGAAAGAUGCUCACAAUAGGCCUAGGCCUACAAUGGGGAAUAUGCCGUGGGACUUGGAUUAUACAUCUAAAGAUCCAGCAAAACAGGAAAGCAUAGAGAAGAACGUAAUUUUGAGGACAGCAAAGCCAAUGCUUCACCAACGGCAUACAUGUUGCUAAACGUUGAGCGUUUUCCUUCAGUUAAUUCUGCGGUUAAAACAGAUGAUAUUGUUCUAUGAGGGGACGAUGAAUCGAGGGACACAACAGCAAUCCAAAUUUUAUCCCAAUUGAAAUUUGGGGAUGCCAGAUAACUUACAAGUUUUCUUGUUCUGUGAGGUAACGAUAUUGACCUUGUUUAAGUUUCUUGCCAGUAAAUUAAGCUAAUAUCGGUGUGGCUCUGUUAGUUUGGAUCUUACCUUUCACUGUAUUAUUAGCUGUGCCCUUUUUUCAUCUAUAAGUUUCGAUUGACAGAAAAGUUAUCCGCCAGAACACAAUUGCAUUUCA
Pyrus x bretschneideri (Chinese white pear) is the source of this 3462-nucleotide messenger RNA. Its product is annotated as probable receptor-like protein kinase At2g23200. The transcript has 3 exons. Gene Ontology annotation, cellular component: plasmodesma; plasma membrane. The record is from RefSeq and is a predicted model, not a curated record. Bases 80 to 2623 code for a protein of 847 amino acids. Gene Ontology annotation, molecular function: transmembrane receptor protein tyrosine kinase activity; ATP binding. Lineage: Eukaryota; Viridiplantae; Streptophyta; Magnoliopsida; Rosales; Rosaceae. Gene Ontology annotation, biological process: protein autophosphorylation.